AUGUACCAAGUGAAGCAACCAUUCACAUUUUCUCAAGAAACAAAUCCAGCCCAAACCGGAGAAAAGGUUGACGUGGCGUUGAAGAAAUACAUGGAGGAACAGAGAUUGAUCACCAAGAACCUAUAUGAGAAGCUUGAUCACAUGUUUGGUGAUCUAAGCAGCAAGUUUGGAUCUCUCUCUACUUACGUCCAAAAGCUUGAGGUGCAAAUCGCUCAAACAGCCGAGGCGGCCAAGAAACAAAAUGAGGGGAAGAAGAAGAAAAUGAGCCUAAGGACAGGCACAAACCGGAGAGAUACAGUUGGGAAUCAAGAAGAGCUUACAAGAGAAGGCUUGAAGGCAAGCCACUACAAAGAUGAUGUGAGAGAUGACCAUGGCGCGACAACACCACCACAAGAUCCACUGAACCGGAGAAUGGAGAAGCUAAAGGGAUCCUUUGCCCUUCAGCCACUCUUCACCACGAUUGAAAGAAAGAGAAGGAGUCAAGCUAAAUGA
Messenger RNA from Microthlaspi erraticum, 492 nucleotides. NCBI's taxonomy places the organism in Eukaryota, Viridiplantae, Streptophyta, Magnoliopsida, Brassicales, Brassicaceae. The record is from the annotation of a GenBank genome assembly.